Molecule: messenger RNA, 3981 nt
Organism: Schistosoma margrebowiei
Lineage: Eukaryota; Metazoa; Platyhelminthes; Trematoda; Strigeidida; Schistosomatidae
Source: the annotation of a GenBank genome assembly
ACACGGAGUUCCCGCUUUAUCAAAAUGCAAGAAAAAUGACGCAACUAGAAGUAGAACCAGUUAUUUUAAAAAACUAUACGAUUGAGAGACGCAUAGGAAAAGGGGCUUAUGGGAUAGUUUGGAAAGCAGUAAAUAAGAAAACACAUAAAAAAUUAGCACUCAAAAAAAUAUUUGAUGCUUUUAGGAACCAAACAGAUGCUCAGAGGACGUUUCGAGAAAUAUCAUUCUUACAGCAAUUUUCCAAUCACCCAAAUAUCAUCCGUCUUUUAAAUGUUAUAAAAGCGGAGAACGACAAAGAUAUUUACUUAGUUUUUGAGUACAUGGAAACUGACUUAAAUAACUGCAUCAAAAAAGGAAAUAUUCUGAAAGAUGUUCAUAAAAGGUUCAUUUUUUACCAGUUGUUACGAGCAGUUAAAUAUAUUCAUUCCGGGAAUGUAAUACACCGUGAUUUAAAGCCAUCUAAUGUUCUGUUAAACUCAGACUGUUUGGUGAAACUAUGUGAUUUCGGCUUGACACGUUCAUUGACAAAUACUCUAGAAAAUCGUACAGCAUCUAUGGAAUCAUUUAUAGAUGGAAAUGAUGAUUAUGACAAUCCUGUGUUAACCGAAUAUGUAGCUACGAGAUGGUAUCGGGCACCAGAAAUUCUGCUAGCUUCAAAUCGUUAUACUAAAUAUGUAGAUAUAUGGAGCUUAGGGUGCAUAUUAGGUGAAAUGUUACUUGGUAAAGCAUUGUUUCCCGGUACAUCAACAAUCAAUCAAAUUGAGAGAAUCAUAUCGGUUAUGGAAAGACCGACAAUACAAGACAUUGAAUGCCUUCAUUCAGACUACGGUAAAUCAGUUUUGGAUAAAGCUUUACAAAAACCAUAUCGUCGCUUACGUACGUUAUUUUCAAAUAAUACAGAAGAACAAGCUUUAAAUUUACUUGAAAAUAUGAUUCAAUUGAAUCCAGAGAAACGCUUCACUGUUGAACAAGCAUUAAAUCAUAGUUACGUGGAAAACUUUCGUGAUCCUUCAUCUGAAAUCGUAUUGAAGCAUCCAGUUACCCCAAUUCUAAGAGAUGACAAACAGUUAAGCGUAUCAGAUUAUCGUCAAAAAUUAUAUGAGAUUAUAGUGGAAAAGAAAGCUCAACAUAAAAUGCGAAAAAUGCUGCGCUCAGUUGAACUGAAUGAAAACAAAACAACUGGAAAUUCAUUGGCUUCACAGAAAGAAUUGACUUAUGGAAAUACUUUUGAAAACAAAUCCAAAACCGAUCUGAUAAAUCAAAAUAUCAAUAAAGUUGGCUGUCACGAUCCAAAACUAAGUAAUACCAACCAACAAUAUAAACCAACUGAAACAGUAAAUCAAUAUCAAUGUCGCUCUGAUUUAAAUGAGACGAAAUCUCUGUCAGAUUCAUAUAAUUCGCAAAAUCAAGGUAGCACAAAUAUUAAUCACAAUGUAUCAAUCUCAUCACAGGUGAAUCAUAUAAAACAUUUACACAGCAAUAGUACAUUAGAAAAUGAACACACUUCUCAAUUCAAUGUAUCUAAUCAGGCGAGCACAAACUCCAAUCUAACGAACAAUAACAUAUCUGGCGAAUUACGUAGACGAGUAACGAUACCUACCUCAUCUGUCAGUUCACAAAAAUAUAAACAUGAGUUCUAUUUAAACUCAGAGAGCCUAAAUAACACUCAGAUUAUGAAAACCAGUAUGAGUAAGGAAGCAAAUAACCCAGUUAUCCUUCGGGGAAACAGGAAUACAAAUUUAGGAAGAAAUUCUCAACACAAAAAUUUGAAGUUACAUUCGUGAAAUAAUUUCUUAUACAAGAGACCUAGCUAACUGAAGUGAGAGUGUGAACUUUCAUCAGGAAAUAACCGCUGAUAUUAUCAAUUCCUAAUUGUUGUUGUAACUCUUUGGUCUCAAGUAAUACAGCAUGAUUUCAAUGUGUAUUUGUUCGUUGUCACAUAUUUGAAUCUACUAUGCAGGUAAUCUGAUAUUUUAGCCUUAUACACGUUUGGCAUUAACAGUUACAUUUAUCUUGGCUUAGUUUGUUAUUUUCCAGUGUUCAGCAUCUGUAUCAGUCAACUAGCAAAUGUGGAAUGUUACAUUGAGAUUAAAUCCUUUGAAAAUGAGCAAUGAUAAUUAAAUAGUUACAGGAUUCAAACCAACUUCAUUAUUUUUACUCCAAUCAAGAACAUUGACUGGUCUUAAUGUUAUUUUUUUUAAUGAUGAGUUACAAAGGUCUCAGAAUAUUUCAAAUAUGAUUUCAUCGUCUAAUCCUGAGAACUACAUGCUUUACGUACUAUGAAGAUUUCUUUAAGAUUGAUACUUUGGGAAGGAAUUUACUCAUCAAAAUUAUAUUGAUGGACGACACGAGUUACAAUUUUAUCGAAUAAAACAGGAAACAAAGAUAACUCCAUUUAGAUAUAACUAUAAUAAUGUACUGAAUUUCCAAUCUACUAUGUGUCAAACCACCACGUCAUUUCAAUAUACGUCGUUACUCUGUGUUUUGAAAGACUCAUUUAGUGACAACAACUGUUUGUUUUUGUAGAUAUCUUCAGAUUGUUGGUUCAGUAAAAUGAUACUAAAUACUACCAUUAUCUCUCGUUUCAUUAUAUCAAAAAUACUACACCUAACGUGAAGCUCAUGUGCACACAUUAAUCGAAAGAGUAGAAAAAUCCACUUGAUUAAUAAUAUGUCCUAUAUAAAUUAGAACACAAAAUGUCAACCAUCUGAUAUAAACCAUCUUUGAUGUUAUUCGAAAUCACUCAUUCUAAAUAUAUUAGUGCAUAUAUUGUCUAAUUAAUUCCUUUCUGCAUAUUUCACCAAAAAAUAUUCCAUUUUUACAUAAUCAAUAGUUGUGUUUCAAAUCUAUCCUAUCCCUGUUUGAUAUGUUUUUCAGGUUGGUUAAAUUGGUAGACAGACACAUGUACUAUUGUCUGCUGUUUAUCUCUCCAUUAAAUGUUUUAUAAAUAAUCCCUUGCAGGCUAACCCCUCCCACACUUUUGAUUAACUUGUACCUUAAAGAGAGAGAGAGAGAGAGUGAAAUUAAAGAAUUGACAGCUCUUAAAUAUACAUACACAUGAAAAUAAUGUUCUACAGGGGCGAUAAACAUUAUAGUUUAAUGAUUUUAUCAUAACUGUCGACAGAACAAGCAUAAUCUAUAAACAGUCAUUCAAAGUAUGUGGAUUAAUUUUUUUAUAAAAAAACAAACAAAUUUUACACAUAAAUAUAUGAUAUUUAAAGAACAGAAUCCCUGCUGUGUUCUACUUCAUAAAGUAUGAAAAUAUGGAAUUAUGUUGAUGAUAAUGAUUCUGAUGAAAAGAUCACUUUUCCUAAGCUUUUCUCAUUGAAAUGUACUCGUACAUCCAUACUCACUAACUAGUUUACUGAUCUGAUUAAUCCAGAUGUUAUGUUUUGUAAAUCAGAAGCAAAGGAAAUUGUUAUUACAUAUUAUGUAAUGUUAUAUUGAAAACUUACUGCAGUGUUUAUAUGAAUGACUGUUAAGUUAGUUUUUUUAUUAUUUUUUAAUAUACACUAACGGGAUUUAUAAUCCAGUUGCUAAAUUAAGAAAUACUUGCGUCAUUUGUAUCCUCUUAAAUAUUUACACACAGGUUGUACACGUGUACACAAGAAACAUAUGUCAAUUAUUAAUUGUUCUUAUACACUUCUGGAUAAGUAUAGGUGGAAUAUAAUCCUAAAAAAAAAUUAUUUUUCUAAGAAAUCAAAUUAAAUUCAAGAUUGUUUUUCAUCAUAAACUUAAAUCAAUCAAUCAACUGUCAGUAAUCAUAAAACUCUGAACAGAGAUCAUGUUGCUUAUUGGAAAAUUUUGUGAUAGCUGAUUAAGGAUAACAAAAAUCCUAAAUCUUUUGGCAGUGUUGAGAUCUUUGAGUUGAACAUUUAAUAUUAAAGCUUUUCGUUUCGUUGUGAACAAUGUCACUCAUUAUGUUACGCUUAAAAUAUGAAUUUUUCUUUAUUAUUUCAAAAUAAACAAUUGUUCUAACAG